CGGCACCGUCAGUCUGUUCCUGCGUUCGGUUCGGUUCGGAUCGUGAUCUUGCUCCAGUGUCCAGUUGCAGUAGUGGUGUCCAGUGUCCAGUGGUGUGGUGCAUCCCCUACAAGUGAUAUUGAGAGUGACGUGGAUGAAUCAAUUGUAAAGCAAUUGUGAAAAAUGAUAGAAUAGUGUAGUGGUGCCUAUUUAGUUGUACAUCGAAGACUGAAGCGCAAGCAAACAUGGAGAGGCGAAAAGGUGUAGUUCAUGGAUUGAUAGUCUUUCUCGUCCUGAUGCUUACAGUCGAAGCUUACAAAAGAAAUCCCCUGAAAGAUCCUCAAAUUUGCGGACGCCCUGUGUGUUCGAAAACAUCGAAGUUUCGAUACAAUGUCGGCACCGUGUACAAGUACGACCAUUCCAUGUACGUAAAGGCCGCUCUCGUAGGGAGCGGAGAUAACACAUCCGAGCUGCACAUAUCGUCCGUCGUCGAGAUUGAUUUCUAUGCACCCUGUCAGGGUAUUCUGCGGCUUUACUCGAUCGAGGUGCGGGAACGAGCUGCACAGGCAGCCGAGGAAGAAUUUUUCGAGUAUGGAGAGGAGCCAGAACACUUAGACACAUCGGAUGUGGAUGAAACGGGUGGCGUGCAUCCGAAGAGUGAUGUCAUCGCAGAGGAGCUGAUGCGUUUCGAACUUCGCUUUGCCUUCCAUGAUGGAGCGAUCGGCGAGAUCUGCCAUGAGGAUAGUGAGUCGGUGUGGACGUUGAACCUGAAGCGUGGCAUCCUGUCAGCGCUGCAGAAUACCAUGCCACGGUUCGACAUCGACUACGAUACGACGGAAACAGAUGUGUCCGGUAUAUGCGAAGUGCAGUACAAGACAAACGGUCGUAACGGAACCAGUCUUCUGUUCCGCAAGACGAAGGAUCUAGUUUCAUGCAAACGGCGGUACAAGACCACAUCGUUCAUCCAAACAGUUCCGUAUGAUUUCCGGACGAAUUACGUUGCCUGGCCAAUACUCAAUUCUAACAGCUAUUGCGAUUUUUCUAUCGAUAAUUCGAUCUACAAAAGCGUUGCCUGCUAUGAACGCCAUCAGCUUGUGCCGUUUUCAAAUGGGCUAGCCGGUGCCGUGACUGAAACAUACAAUAGGCUGGAGCUCGCCGAUGAAGAAACUUACGUCCAUGAAGGCAAUAAUGAGAUUGAUAUCCAGCGCCGUUCCUCGUUGCUGUACGAUCAUACGCCUUCUGUGCACGAAAGUCAUGAUGAGAUCAAAGCAUCCCGAGAAUUGCUGAAGGAACUAUGCGUUCAUGGCUUUCCAAACAUUAGACGUGACUUCCCGGAUGUGUUUCUUAAAUUUCUGACUGCGGCCCGGGCACUAUCAUCCAAUGCACUGUACCAGCUGUUAACGCGUUCUAGAGCUAUUUGCGACAAUGGGCAUAAGCACAUACUGGAAAGCUUACCCUAUAUUGGCUCGGCCGCAUCAGUUACGCUAAUGAAGGAUCAAAUUGUCGAAAACAAUGUAGGACCAGCGCUGGCAAACAAAUGGAUGGAAUCGUUUGCCUUCCUGACCCGCCCGAACGAAGAGGUGUUGGAGGCAAUGCUGGAGCUGAUGAAGCAUGGCAAGGAAUCCGGUGAUCAAACGUACCUUUUGUCAGGAUCUACGGUAGUGAACACGUUCUGUAAAAUACACUCGAACUGUGCGGAAAGUGAGGCAGUACAGGCGAUCGUACAAUAUCUAGAAGAGGAGCUGCUCGAUACGAUCCAGAGUGCUGAGUCAAAGCUCCAACAUGACCGUCGAAAACGGGAACGCGUGAUUGUGCUGUUAAUGGCACUGGGUAACAUGGGUGUAGUAAACAAGCGCUUGAAUUUUGAGCUACGUACCAUCAUUGAGAGUGAGCGAUACCCGACCGAGGUGCGAGUAGAGGCGGUGAACGUGUUCCGCCGUAGUGAUUGUACCCGCACGAAGGAUUACUUCUUGAAGCUGUACUCCACGUUCCUACUGGACGUGGAGGUACGUAUUGCCGCAUACUUGCAAGCAAUGCGAUGUCCAGAUCAUUUGUCGGUAAGACUGAUCAAGAAUGUGCUGAAAACGGAAGAAGUAAAACAGGUCGGAUCUUUUGUUUGGUCUCAUCUGACGAAUCUCGCAAAAAGUGCGUCUCCCGUGCGUGUUCAGGCACAGGGUCUACUCGCAGAGAACGAUCUGGACAGCAAGUUCAAUCUUGACAUACGCAAGUUUUCUCGCAACUACGAACAGACGUUGUUUUUCGAUGAGUACAACUUCGGUAUGACGGUAGAUAGCAAUGUGAUCUUCAGCACUGAGUCGUAUGUACCGCGAUCGGUACGACUGAAUUUGACGACGGAUUUGUUCGGAGAGUCAAUAAACUUCCUGGAGCUCAAUGUACGUCUGGAGGGCUUGGAGCAGUCGGUACAUCAUUUGUUCGGUCCAAAUGGUACGUACAGCGCCAAGAAGGUUGGAGAGCGAGUCGACACUUACAUGAAAUUCCUUCGUCAGUACGUUCCUACGAAGGUGUUGGAAUUGUUCGAUGGUGAGUCUUCAUGGCGUGAUGAGUUGCAAGAUGCUGAAGAAAAUGGGCGAGGAAAACGAGCUGCUGUUCAACGAUUGCCAGUGCUCAUUGCGCGUCAAAUACAGGAGGACGUGGAUCGUCUCGGAUUCCAGCUGAAGGGUAACUUCGACAAACCUCAGGUCACGAUCGGUGUUAAGAUUUUUGGUAACGAUCUCAACUACUACACUGACGGACUGGAAAUAUUCAGCAAGGUAAACCAGCGCAAAAAACUGGCGAGUUUGUUCGAUGGAAAAGAGUCGUCAUACACGAAAUCGUCCGUAUUUUUGGACACCUCAUACGAUGUUCCUCUCAGUUCUGGAAUGCCCUUGGCCUUGGGUCUUGUUGGUGCAUCGUCAGUUGAUCUACGGUUAACGGGUAAGAUUAGAGCGUUUGAUUAUACCCGAUGGUUGAUUGAUAUUGAGGGAAAACUGAAGCCGAGUAUCACAAUGGACAUAACAGCGUCGAUGAGGAGUGAUCUAAUGCACGCCAGCACGGCUAUCAAGGCAAAAACAAACCUAUACUCCAACUCUGCUUGGGCGGCUCAUCUCAAGCUGCGUGGAACCGAUCAAGCAGUAUUGCAGGUCAGCUUGCCCCAGGAACGGAACGAUAUCUUCAGCAUUCGUUCGGAGAUGUUUGUACUGACGGAAAGACGCGAACUACAGCAAGCCGGUAUCGAGCGUCGCUACUCUAAUUCAACCUGCACUUGGCCAUUCAUCGAUCAGGCGAUCGGGUUGAAAAUGUGUACCAACUAUAGCCUACCGGAUGUGAGCAACACCGGCAAAGAUGUGGAGGUACCGAGCCUUAUCCUCAGCGGACCGGUCAAUUUUGAUGUCAGCCUGGAGAAAGCAGAUCCAACGGCCAAGAUGUUUGUGCUGAAGUACAGCUGGGCUGAACGGCAGAAUCAAACGAUCGUGGGUGUAGUGUUUGAAACGCCCAACUCUCAAAUCCCGCGUAUAUUCCGUGCGAAUAUCACGAACGAAGUGCAACGUAAAACGGCAAGCAUGACGUUUGUCAACGGCAAUAUAUCCCAUAAGGCGAUCGGGAUGUACAUCAACAAUCCAAACCAACAGCGGGUGGAAAUGUCGCUGAACGUGAAUGAUCGUAAAUAUCUGGCGCUGGAAAUGGGCUACAAUAAGACCGACACACGGAAUGGGCGCAUGUACUAUCCGUCCUUUUACCUUUCUGUAAACAACGAACGGAUAGCUGGGUUAGGUGGUCAAGUUAAUCAGACAGCAAAAAAUAACAUCUCACAGUGGGACUACAUGAUCAUGUUCGAGACGAAGCGGGUACGCACGAAAACCAUCGGCUAUGUAUCUGUUUCGCACAACAUGACGUACAUGAUUCAUAACUCAAUGGAAUACCGGUUUAUUGGCAGCACGACCGAACGCUUAGUAAUCAAUGCCCUUGCAGAAAUGGCACUAAAGGAGGUGCUGAUGUACCGUGCUAACUUUGACCUGCGAUCAAGCGCCUAUCCCCAUUUUGACGUCGCACUGAAUGGAACUUUGCUGGAUGGAAUGGGUCAUCUUGAUUUUACACUGCUGCACAACAACGCACCGGAUUUGAGGGACGAAAAGUACCGGACUACGCUGAAGAUGAUUUUCGCUAGGGAUAAUCCGUACCGCAGUCAACUGAUCUUGACGCCCAACAGUCAGCAGCUAAUCGGGGGAUCGGCGGAACAGACCGACCCAACCGAACGGACCACCUUGUCAGUCGAGAUGACUAGACCUCGCUCAAAAAUCGAUGUGAAGGGUAUGAUUGUUCACGAAAAUAUGCUACAAAAAGGAGUGGAUCAUACAGUACGGCUCCUCGUCCGUUAUGCCCCCAAGCGGGAGGUGAUAGGUGUGGGAUCGUUUUCUAUGCCACGCUCCCAACGGUUUUGGUUAGAGAGUAGAUUUAAUCUAACGGUUCCGGGCUUUCAUCCAUGCACAGCCACUUUAAGGUUAACAGAAAACUCUACCAAAGAUCAUCAGUUUGAUUUCAAAGGCGUUUGGUUUACGGAACAUGCCGCCAAUGUAAGCGGUUGGUACAAGGAUCGUAGCUCCAACGUAAAGUACUACCACUACGCGAAGUUGGCUGCCCAAAUUGGACUCACCAAUUCGACCCGGGAGCUAUUUGGAGUGAUGAAGUACAUUCAGGAUGAGCAUGAUAAUCGGUUGAGCAUCAACGCGAUGUUCGAGAAGAAACCGUACGGCAUUAUCCUACAACAUACGCAGCAGAUAGCGAACGGUACUAAGAGCUACGCAAUGGUGCAAUGGAAAGAUGAACGGUACUGGUUUUCGGCACUCAUGAAAUCGGCUCCGAUCAAGCAGCUGGAUCUGGAGCUACACAUUGAUAAGAUUCGUGAUAUCAGCGCCACACUGCGAGGCUAUAAGACACCGUUGAAACGUGAAGUCGGCGUAGAGUUCAAGUGGGAUGCGAAUCGUGACCCGACGCAACGAAUUGCGUUGACGGGAGAAUUAAACACUCCUACGGAUCGUAUCUACGAUGGACUGUUCUUACUAUCGUAUCCCAAUCGUACGUUCAGUGGGACGUUCGAUUUGAAGGCAAUCCAUCCACGAUACUUGGCUAACGCGCGCAUUUCAUGGAACACUACGGAAGCGAUCGUGAUACAUUUCGAUGCCGGUACGCACGAGGAGAUGUUAAGCAAGAUGUGGUUGCUACUUCACUUGAACACAACUUUCCACGGCUGGCGUCGAAAUGCGCUGAGCGGAGCGUUUUCUUUCAAGGAUAACGUGCUGUAUACAGACCUUAUUGCAAAUUGGGCCGAGGAUCAGCGUCUGGGAGUUGAGUUGAAUGGAACGUACCGGUCCAAUAAGGAGAUAUUCAACUGUGAGCUAGGCACACAGUUGAAAAGUUCCCUCCGUAAUAUACCUGCAGUAACGAUGUACUUUAAUCAGACAUUAGUAACCGAUAGGGUCGAGACGACUGUCCUCCUAAACUACGAAACUACCGAUCAGCCUGUGCAAGAGUUUUCGGUUCGCUCGAACUGGCAGCACAAAGCGGAUAAGCGGCACAGCAAUAUAACAGGAUCACUUCGAUUGAUAAGCCCAUAUGAGAACUAUCGAAUGGGUGCGCUUGUGGCGAAGGUUUCCGUGAGCGAAAAUCGUACCAUCACAGGAGCCGCCGAUCUGCAGCUGGAUGAUAAUACGUACGAUUUACUGCUCGAGGGACACAUACGCAAUCUGGUGGACUGUAUGUUGACGGCAAACAUAACCUCGUCCAACAUCAACUAUCGCAGCAUAAAUGGACGGUUCGGAAUCAGUGAGAAGAAUCGUCACCUGGUGGCGGAGAUAAUUACACCGAAGACGGAACUCGGUAUAGAGCUACUGUAUGCGGUCGUGUCUCCACAAAACUUUGACGUAAAGUUCCACCUCGCCACACCAUUGAAAGAGCUGGAGAAAGUGAUUCUGCGUGCAAAGCUGCAAAAGGACAACGUGGAUUUCCGAGCUGGCAUGAACAAUAUGGUUUUGGGUUGUACUGGCGUGUGGAGGAAGGCUCACCUGAAGGACUUUGAGUAUUCUUAUCGCAUAUACACUCCACUGCAAAAGUUUGAAGAGAGUGCACUGAUAGUGAAGGUGGUGAUCAACAGUGAGCGUGCGCAAUAUGUUGAUGUGGAGCUUUCGGGUAAGUUCUCAGAAUACAAACUGGGAGUGAAAGCGAUGUCGAAGCCGAAACCGGACAUCAAGCGUGUGAUGCUACCGCAAACAGCUUCCUCGUUGGUUGAGGAAAACCUGUGGAAUAACGAAGUUGACGAUGAGCAAGAGGAUGAGGAUUACGAUGAAGAAGAGGAUGAGGAGAACCUGUUGAAUUUUAUUGGGGAAAUUGAGCUGUACACGAUCGUUAUGCCUACGAUCGAGGGCACACUCGAGUUGACGGAACAAAACUCCCAAUAUCGAGCGAUCGGUAAGCUGAAAGUACCACAAGGUGACAUCGAUUUCCGCGAUCGAUUCUAUUUGAGAGAUUUGCUGAACAUGCACAACAGUUUGCAGUUGAAGACUCCGUUCCCAGUAGCACAGCAAAUCACAUCGGAGUUUGUGAUGAAAUUCUCUCACGAAACCACGGAUAUUACCGUUGGCAUGAAUGUAAAAUUCAACAACCGUUCGGAGUGGGUCAAUACCGGAUUUCAUGUGAACUAUAAGAAGAGCGUGGAUGAGGCUGAAGUGCACAAACAUCAGGCUCUGGUUGAUUUGAUGACUCCGAUGAAGAAUUUGCAGAAAGUAUUCCUGAAUGGAACGUUAGAGAUGGAAGAUCAUAGCUACAAGGGUAACUUGACGGCAAAAACGAUGACAACGGAUGCAUCUUUGGCAUUGUCUUUUGAGGCUGAGGAUCAAUUCAUCGAUACGUUUAUGAGUGUUUGGGUACGGGCGCCCCUGAUGCCCUACUAUGCGUGUCGUGUGUUCUACAAGCAGGACUUCUCCAGCACGGAAAACUCGAUGGACUUGGGUUUCACAGUAAACGAUGGUGAUUUGUAUAGCAAUUUCCGCAUGGAUGGUGCCUGGUCAUUCGCUAAGCCUCACUACAUUAAGGGCGCCGGGAAAUACCAAUCAAACUUCCUGCCGAUCAAUUUAAUCAACACCGACUUUUUGAUCACUCGAUCGCCCCUACCCAGAGCUCACUGCAAUGUGAAAUUCCACGACAAGAAUGGUGUGGUGGAGGAGAUCAAGGCCAGGGCGGAGCGGAACCGUGAAUUGUUCAUGAUAGAUCUGAGCGUACCGAUGGAGGAUUACAGAAAUUUUUCCAUCCACGGACGUCUGCAGCAUCGUCAGGGCAGUGAGUACGCCGUGUCUGGACAGCUGUAUCGCAACGAACACAUAUUUCAGGUGGAGGGUAGCGCAACGAUAGCGGAAGACAUACCAUACCGAGCCGAGCUGGCAUUCCAACCGCUUACACCGGAAGGAUCAAUAGGAUCGAUUCGAUAUGAUUGUAGGAACUCAUCCACAUCGACUGAGUUUAACCUGGAAGUAGAAAGUGGUAACAAGGUAGCUAAGCUGGACGGUAGCUUCAAGUUGUUGGCAAUGUCCGAUUGGUUCUUGAAGCUGGGACUGGAGUCAUCCGAGCCCGGUCUGAAAAGCGUUGAUUUUUACAUGGGUAUAAACCCAGAAGCGAAUGGAAAAGCUCUUGGCAAGUUUAAUCUCCAUUCGCCCUGGGUCCAGUAUGGUAUUGAUCAGGCGGAUGUUGAGAUGAUGUUCGAUGUGCAGCCAAUCUCGGGAUCUGUAGUGGCUCGGUACGGCAUCAGAGAUGUGUCGGGCAAUGCCAGCUGUCUGUGGAACUGGACGUUGAAGUCGAAUACGCAGUUUGCGCUGGAGAAUCGGGUGCUAAGAAACUCGGUUGAACGUUACUUCCGUACGGGUGUGCGGUACGUGAGUCCGGAUCUGGAAAACAACCAUAAUCUUACUUUUGGUGGUGAUUUGAACCUGAAUAACAUUUGGAUAUUCAGUGCGAAUUCUUCGGUAGACUUUAUUUCCAUACGUGAUAUGUCGGCCGUGCUGAAGGUACUGCUACCGAAGCCGGUCGGAGAUGUGCACACCUUAGCUCUUGCUAUGAACGGAAAUCUUCCGUUCCUGGAACCAGUAAAAUCGUUCAACAUGGAAACAUCGUACGAAACAGACGAAAGUCGUAAAAGAUACGCCUAUCAUUCGGAGUACAGCGGCAUCGGAGAUAUUCGUGCAUUGGUACGGUUCGAUUGGGGUCCCGAUGUACGUAAGGAAAGGAUUCAGUCGAUCCUGAACGUGUUCCGAAUCGGUGAUCGCCAAGAGUUGAUGGUGACGUUGCGGGGACCAUGGUAUUUGGAAGAUGCUUUUGUAACCCACGGAACGUAUGAUACAAUAGAAAAUUUGUAUCUCGUGAGUGGAAACAUUUCCAUGCCGGCCUCAACUAAAGUGAUGAGCGCUAACGUAAUAUUCAACGAUCUCUCGAACAUGAAGGCCGACGUCAACUGUACGACACCAUUCCUAAACGUAUCUUGGAUCCAUGGACAGCUUGAGUUUAUUGAGUCUCCGAUCGAAUCUAUACGAUAUGUGAAGGGAUCAUGGCCUGAGUCGAGUGCGAUAUUCGACGCAAAGGCAACCUAUCGCAAUAACAAUCAGGAUCGAGAACAGCAAGGAACGGUAAAGAUGGAAGUUCCACUGCAAACGAGACACUUUGCGGAGAUCAAGUAUGGCUUAUCGGAGAGACCAGCGAUUACGACUGGCUAUGCAGAGGUAGAGUACAAUAGUAAGAACGUGCUUAGCGGACAGUAUACCUCCAAGGAGGAAUCAAGACCUGGCUUUGACAAGGAAACAAUAGAGGUGAUGUUGAAGAAUGAAUACAAACCGAUAGGAGUACAUUACGUACACUCAGUGAACAAGCAAGAUCCUACAGUGGAAUCGAUGGAUUUCAAGCGGGCAGAAAUAUUCGAAUUGGACAACAAGGAGGACAACAAGUUCAACGUUACCGGAGAGCUGCAUGUGCUGAGCAAGGAAAAGGGGCGUGAAUAUAUUGUGCGGGCUAUUCAAACGAACCGAACGGUGGAGCUAACGGCCAACAUUGAGGAGGAUAAUAUUGUAAGCAAGAAGCAAUCUAGACUGCAGCUAGCACCCACCGUAUGGAUAGCAUAUGACUUUGAACGAACCAAUCGUUCGUGGGACGAUGUAGAGGCACAGAACUUUACGCUAAAGAUAUCCUACCCGAAUCGUAACAUAUCGGCCGAUGGAUGGUACUCAUACACGUCGAGUGCAUUUGAUUCGGACAUCACACUCUCGUACAGUCCAAACCGUACCAACGCAGAGGACGAAAGCGAAAUGCCAAAGCAACGCACUGUUCGAGGUGGUGUUGAAUGGCGCGAUCUAGCCAACAGCAGCACUGAUGGACAGCAGAUUCGCUUGUUCUUAGGACAUCCAAGUUUCCAAAAAGACGUGACGGUAGACGCACGAUACUUUACGGAUCCGAAGCAUUGGUUCAGCUCGAAGGCGGAACUGCGGUACAAUGACGACAAUGAGCAUCUGUUGGCGAUGGGUCUCGACCUAAACGACAUGCAACCGAUCGUUGGGUUCUGGAACUAUUCGUACCAUCUCUUUAGCACACACGAGGCAUCCGAUCUGGAUCUGGAUUCGAUUGGAUCGAUCGGGUUGAGACAAGGACUGUGGGGUGUGAGCUCAAAUUCGCAUUACAAACGAGCUUAUUUGUCGCAGAUGCAUGGACAUGUGUUGGGAUGGAUGAACCUACACCAGAAGGAGAUGCACUAUGAGCGAAUAACUUCCCAGAGCAAGUACCGGAUAUGGACAAAAGCAACCGGAGCAUAUCCAGUGUACCUUAUCAACGGAACCCUUUAUGAUGGUCCAGAGCUGGAUGCUACUGGAUUCUUUUAUCUGAACAUCGACGACAAAAUGGUGCAAAUGAAGAUCAACAUGACACCAGAUGGUUCGGAGAAUGUGUACAUGUACGGUAUCAUCCCAGACACGCGCAGUGCUUAUUUCGAUUUAUGGCGAGAUUAUGAUAAGGCACGUGAAGUGGAUGUAACGUACUAUUUGAAGAUGAACCACUCUCGGCUGAUUACGGGUCAUCUGCUAUGGCGCCCGGAAAUCAAAUCGGAUGUACAGAAGUUGGUACGCGAUUACGUGAAUCAAAUGCAUCAAGCUUUGUUGGAGUAUACUGAAUUUUGGAUCAAGCACGUAUACCUGGAGACGAAAGACUCCACGAUGGGCAUUUACGAGGCAGCAGUACCGUACAUAGAAGGAUUUCUGAAUGAUGCUGCGGGACUGAGUGUACUGCAGCAUGAUUUUGAAGAAUUGCAACAUUUCCUAAAUGCGUCGUAUGCGGCGGACGAUUUUUACAUUCGUUCCAUUACCAACAUUACCAUGACGGUGCUGGACGAGCUGGCAUUAAAGAAUAAGAUAACAUCAUUGCCAAAAAUUCUGACCGAGCUAUGGCAGGUGAUGGGUGAAUCAGGACAAGCGUUGGGAAAAUCGAUAGCCUGGUUGCUGGAGCGUGUAAAGCAAUCGUAUCAGAAGUUUAUCGAUAUUGUUGGUAGUAUAUUCCACGGUGACGCUAUGCGAUACCUAUCCUUGACGCUGGAAGAUUCUCUAGAACGGUACGAUAAAGUCGUGAAGGAGGUGCAUCUACAAUUUAUUAAGCACAUACAGGAGUUAUGGGACAAGGCCAUUAUGAUGACGACCACAUUCUGGCACAAGAUGCUUCAAAACAUAGAACCAACAAUAAUUCGACUUGCACAUUAUGGUGAAUCGUUAGGCUGGUUUGUUGGAAAUGAAAUAUUUACAUUUUUGUACAACAAAACACAAGAGAUAGCUGACUCGCCGUACUUCAACACCGUCACCAACUUCACCCAAGACCUGGACCUGCUGUACAAAGAUCUUAUAACGAACGAUGUGUUCACAAACUUGAAGAAGUACUCAUCGGUAUGGUGGGAAUUCAUGCGUAAGAAGUACUUCCAGGUUGUACCAUUCGCCAGAGAGCUAUACCAGGUUGGAAAUGAGCUGCUAGAAGAGAUCAAACAACUGCGCAAGAUCGAGUUCGUACACUUCCUCAUACAACGCUACGAAGAGGUUAAAGCGAAGGCAGAAUGGCUCGCUGAAGAGUUCCAGGUCGUUAGCCGUUUAUCGCAAAUGUGGAAAGUAGUGAGUAAAAAGUUUAUGCAUCUAGCACAAACAGCACUACAAGCGGAGGAUCAUUAUCGUGAGGCAAAGACAAAGUUCAUAUUCGAUCCCGAACGUGGCGUGAUGGAGUUAGAGCAGAAGCUUCCCAUGUCGUGGCAUGCGUUCAACGAAACGCCCAAGUUUGAGGAGAUACCGGAGUUUAAGUACAUCAGCAAAAUACAGGACCUCUUUGCCGGUAGCAAUACAACGAUCUGGACAGUGUACAACGAUAUCUGUCCGUACGUGGAUCUGGAGGUGUGGCUUCCGCCCUUUAAGAGCACCGCACUACUGAUCGGCUCGAGGCACUACAUGUCGUUUGAUAAACGAUUUAUUUCGUUGGAUCUGAGUGAUUCGAACCGCUGUCAGUAUCUGUUGGCGCAUGAUUACUACAAUCGAACGAUAACGCUGUUGUUGGAAUCAUCGGAUCUGAAGUACGGUCAAACUUCCAGACAAAUUACACUCAUUAUCGAUGACAAUACGCUUGCGAUCGACGUGUUCAACAUUUCUGUGAAAAUCAACAACAAGGCGACUGCACUGCCCGCAAUGAUCGGUACGCAGACGGUGGUUUUCCAGCAAUCGGAUCAGCUGUGGAUACAAUCGCAACGUGGCUUCCUGGUUGGUUGUAGCUUGCGCUACCAUAUCUGCUGGCUGGAACUGAGUGGAUGGUACUUUGGCAAGAUGGCGGGACUGCUUGGAACGAUGAACAACGAAAUGUUUGACGAUCGUAUCACUUCCACCAAUCGAUACAACGAAACAGAAGAACAGUUCCUCAACAGUUGGGCGUUGCCGGGCUGUAGCUCGACGGUUACUGCGACGAACCAUACCAGCAACUUUUACAGUGCCUCGAACGAGCUAAGUCAGUUGUGUGACAGUUUCUUCCACCAGAAGCUGUCGUAUCUGGCAACAUGCUUCUCCGUGGUGGACGUAACUCCGUUCUACGAGAUGUGUAUGGACCUGGGGCAUAAUCUAAUGCCGGAUCGGGGCGCAUGUACGGCUGCGAUUGCAUACAUUCAGGCAUGUAGCCUGGAGCGAACACCUUUGCGAGUUCCAAAUAAUUGCAUCAGCUGUUUGCUAAUGAACGGAAGCUACGUUCCGGAGGGUAGUUUUGUGCCGCUGCGUAACGAAGAAGUUCCCAAGGCGGCCGAUGUGGUGUUUAUCAUUGAAGCAAAGCCCUGCAACGAACGGUUUGUGGAGACAAAGAGCAUCAACCUGCUAGUGAGCGGAAUCGCCCGGGAGCUGCAAGACUUGGGCAUCGAUGACACGCUGUUCGGUGUGGUGACAUUCGGUGGCUCGGCUCCGUUUGAUCGUGCUCAUAGUGUGGUGGUUGGAAACUCCGUAUUCGAAAUGCACAAUGGAACGCAACCGUUCUUCGAUCACGUCAAGAUCGGCAACGGUACGAACGAAGACAUCUUCGACGCCAUCACAAUGGCCUCAAACCUGGUGUUCCGACCGGGUGCAUCGAAAACGUUCGUACUGCUGCCGUGUUCACGGUGCGUUGCGUCCAAGAUGAAGCUUGACUUUUCGUCGAUCGUACAGCUGCUAGUCGAGAACGACAUCAAGCUGCACAUUCUGGCGGACCAGGAGCUAUCAUUCCAGAAGUCACGCGUGUCCCGCCUGUUCUACGGAAUGGAUAGCCAGAUGGUUUACACGAAGAAGGACGUGAAGGAGCUAAUCGGCGAUGCUGAACUGCGGCGACAAAUUCAACUGCCGAAGGCAACGCUCGGCGAGUGUAUUGCACUGGCGAUGGAAACGAACGGAUCGAUAUUUGGUGGACACAAGCUGCGCCAGGAUCGUUCGAAUACAGCAAAUACGAAGAAGUUUAUCAAGGUGUUUGCAAAGCGUAUCGCAGCGUCAGCGCUUCCGAACAGCUGCCAAACGUGCGAGUGCACCGGACACAAUACCGGAGUGGCGUACAUGCAAUGUACGCCGUGCAACUAUCCUUCACCAUUCUCGAUGGAGGACGGCAACAUGACGGACGAUAUGUUCCUAUCCGUCAUGCAGCCGGAUGGUGAAUUCGAUUACUACGACUUUGAGGGCGGAAUUUAAAGAAUGAGGGAAUUUCAAAGAAUGCAAGAAAUUUUUCGUUAAGAUUAGUAUGUAAAAUGAUUAUGUUACGUUCUACUGCGACAGAAUGUAAGGAGAAUAACCACAAGAAAAAGAUAAAAAUGUGUAGCUUUUCUUAUCCGUGGUCGGGUUCUAUUUUAUAUGAGACAUCAUCAUCUUUGUGAAUAUGAAAAACUCAAUUUGCCAGCGUCCCGCUAA
Anopheles merus is the source of this 13430-nucleotide messenger RNA. RefSeq lists its product as uncharacterized. The record is from RefSeq and is a predicted model, not a curated record. NCBI's taxonomy places the organism in Eukaryota, Metazoa, Arthropoda, Insecta, Diptera, Culicidae. The transcript is spliced from 21 exons. The coding region runs from base 225 to 13214 and encodes 4329 amino acids. Gene Ontology annotation, molecular function: lipid carrier activity. Gene Ontology annotation, biological process: lipid transport.